UCUGCGUCUUCUUCGUAGAGACCUCUCCUUCGCUUCUCCGCCAUUUUUCGCCCCGAGAGCAGCUCGAAACACUUCAUGGUCGGGGUUAGGGUUAGGGUUAGUGUUUCUAUCCGAAGAAGAAGAGGCGCCGGUCCGAAGGAGUCGAGCGAUCGCGCGGCGUAUCCGGUUCGAUUCCCAUGUGUUGCCCCUCUCUCUUUACCCGAUUAUCGCUGUAGAUCAUAUGAUAUUUGAGUUUUUUGGUAGAUUAUUUUGUUAUAUUGCGAAUUUAGUGAUCUCCCGAUCGAAAUGAUCCGUUUCUACUCGUUGUCGCGAUCGGAUUGAGAUAGAAAAUGUCUGAAUCCGUCGCUACGGGGCAUCUCGGAUCGGGGUGGGUGAUCUCGUGGUUUUUGAGCGAUAUGUGAAUGGGUUGUUGAGGGGGAUUUGAUCGUGGAGGCGUGUAGAAUGGUUGUGCGGAGGGCGCGGCGGCGGCGGCAGAGAUGGUGAGCGGUAGCUUUAGCCGGAGCACAUCGAUUCGCCUCACGCCGAGGAGUGUGGGGAGCCCUAGGGUUUCGUCUCAUCGGAAAUGGUGGGCGCAUGGCCCGUCGAUCAGCGCACUGGCCGUGACGUUCUUCCUGGUCUCCAUUGUUCUGGUUGUUGGAUGUGUGCUGUAUCUGUAUUUCGUUCGCUACUUGAAUCGCGAGAACUUGGUUUCCGGAUUCCCCGGUGAGGCGGAUGCGUGCGAUGUGUUUGACGGUAGCUGGGUCGCUGACGGGACGUAUCCGCUGUACAACAGUUCGGAGUGCCCCUUUGCUGAAAGAGGGUUUAAUUGUUUGGCAAAUGGGAGAAAGGAUAUGGACUAUUUGAAGUGGAGGUGGAAGCCGCGGAAUUGCGAUGUGCCCAAAUUUAAUGCACCUGAUGUCUUGGAAUGGCUUAGAGGGAAGAGGGUUGUUUUCGUUGGUGAUUCGAUGAGCCGCACGCAGUGGGAGUCUUUUAUUUGUAUGCUCAUGACCGGGGUUCGGGAUCCGCAGAGUGUUUACGAGGUCAAUGGGAAUCAGAUCUCAAAGACCAUUCGCUUCUUGGGUGUUCGGUUCCCAGAUUUCAAUUUGAGUGUGGAGUUCUUCCGGUCUGUGUUUCUUGUACAGCCGGGCCUGCCACCUUGGCACGGGCCCAAACGAGUCCAUUCAACGCUCAAGCUAGAUAAGAUGGAUGAGAUAAAUGGGAAGUGGGUUGAUUCGGAUGUCCUUAUUUUUAACUCUGGCCACUGGUGGACUCCAAGUAAAUUGUUUGACAUGGGUUGCUAUUUCCAGGUUGGAGGAACGCUCAAGCUUGGAAUGCCUAUCAAUGCGGCCUUCAGAACGGCUUUGGACACAUGGGCAUUGUGGGUAGAAAAAAUGGUGGACAUGAACAGAACUCAUGUCUUUUUCCGGACUUUUGAGCCUUCUCACUGGAGCGGCUCAAACCAAAAACUGUGUGAAGUAACUGAACAGCCUUCCUCCGAGCUGAAGGGAAACGAUGGGAGUGAGUUCGGGGACAUCUUAGCUGACGUGACAGAGAGGAUGAGAGUUCCUGUCACCGUAUUGAAUGUGACUUCAAUGGGAGCAUCCCGGAGCGAUGCCCAUAUUGGUAUUUAUAGCCAUCCCUCCACCAUUCUCGAUUGCAGCCAUUGGUGCCUUCCUGGAGUCCCAGAUGCUUGGAAUGAGCUUGUAUUCUCGUAUUUGCUGACAGAUGGUUGGAGAAAAAUGGUACGAUAAAAGUCAGGUUUGGUGGUUCUCUUUCUAUUUGUGCUUCCUUUUUUUUUUUCCGUUUUUCUUUUUCAAAUCAAAAGCAGCGCACUGCGAGGUAUGUUACUUUUGUCCAAUUUUUUAUAUUCUUUUUUCCCUUGAGUUCGUGAAUUAACUCCAAUGUGUAGUAUUUUGUAGCUUUAGUUUAUUUUUCCUAGAGGAAAGUGAAAUUACCGAGAUAGAUUGAUCGAUCGAUCGAUCGAUCGACCAUCUGAGGUGUAUGUAAUGGUAAUUGUUUUUAUAGAUGCCAACUUCAAUUUUGUUUUGUAUAGAAGACCUUCGUUUGAUCAAGCAAUUGAUUGAUCUGAGAUCUUGGUGCA
Ananas comosus (pineapple) is the source of this 2080-nucleotide messenger RNA. Its product is annotated as protein trichome berefringence-like 7. Gene Ontology annotation, molecular function: O-acetyltransferase activity. Bases 477 to 1730 code for a protein of 417 amino acids. Lineage: Eukaryota; Viridiplantae; Streptophyta; Magnoliopsida; Poales; Bromeliaceae. The record is from RefSeq and is a predicted model, not a curated record. The transcript is spliced from 4 exons. Gene Ontology annotation, cellular component: Golgi apparatus.